Messenger RNA from Neohortaea acidophila, 1149 nucleotides. RefSeq names its product methyltransferase-like protein. The coding region runs from base 1 to 1149 and encodes 382 amino acids. Gene Ontology annotation, molecular function: tRNA methyltransferase activity. The transcript has a single exon. The record is from RefSeq and is a predicted model, not a curated record. Gene Ontology annotation, cellular component: cytoplasm. Lineage: Eukaryota; Fungi; Ascomycota; Dothideomycetes; Mycosphaerellales; Teratosphaeriaceae. Gene Ontology annotation, biological process: cytoplasmic translation; tRNA methylation.
AUGGGCAAAUCGUCCAAAGACAAGCGCGACGCCUACUACCGCCUCGCCAAAGAACAAGGCUGGCGCGCGCGCUCCGCCUUCAAAUUGCUGCAGCUCGAUGAGGAGUUCAACCUCUUCGAAGGCGUCACGCGCGUGGUAGACCUCUGCGCCGCGCCCGGCAGCUGGUCGCAAGUGCUUUCGCGCGUGCUCAUCAAAGGCGAGAGGAUCGGGCGAGCGUCGUGGGAGGACAAGCGGUAUCGUGAGAUCCUGCGAUCGAGAGCCGCUGGACGCCAGGAUCUACUCCCGGGAAUCGAGAAUGAGGCCGAAAAUGCGCCACCUCCUACCAACGCUCCAAGAGAAGGCGUCAAGAUCGUCGCCAUCGAUCUCCAACCCAUGUCGCCGCUAGAAGGCAUCACAUGUCUAAAAGCAGACAUCACCCACCCCUCCACCAUCCCGCUGCUCCUCCACGCCCUGGACCCAGAGUACACCGGCUCGAGCACCACCUCCCUUGAAGCCUCCCACCCCGUCGACCUCGUCCUCUCCGACGGCGCCCCAGACGUCACCGGCCUGCACGACCUCGACAUCUACAUCCAAUCCCAGCUGCUGUGGGCGGCGCUCAACCUCGCGCUGUGCGUGCUGAAACCCGGCGGGCGCUUUGUGGCGAAGAUCUUCCGCGGCAAGGACGUGGAUUUGCUGUAUGCGCAGCUCAAGGUGGUAUUUGAGCGGGUGACGGUUGCGAAGCCGCGGAGUAGUCGCGCGAGUAGUGUCGAGGCGUUUAUUGUUUGUGUGGGGUUUCGGCCGCCGCCCGGGUUCAAGGCGAGUCUGGAUCAUCCGUUGGGAGCGGGGCGGAAGUUGGAUGGCGCUGGUGGGGAGACUUUGUCGUCUGCUGUGGAGACUACGUACAAGCUACGAGACGACGGGACUGUUGAGGUCGAAUUUGGAGAGGAUGGAAGGGCAGUGGAAGGAGGAGAUGUGCGGUGGGUGGCGCCUUUUCUUGCUUGUGGCGACCUCAGUGCCUUCGAUGCCGAUGCGAGUCACAAAUUGCCGGAAGGACAUAUCAGUCUCGAUCCCGUCCAGCCUCCGACUGCGCCGCCGUAUCGAAGAGCGCUGGAGGAGCGGAAGAAGCUGGGCGGUGCGUAUGGGAAGACUAAGUUGGGGGAGGUGAAGUGA